AUGACUCCGAGCGCCGAGCUCCGGCCGAGCUUUGAGGCCAUCUUCCACAUUCUGGCCCAGCUCCCCGAGGACAAACUGCUCAAGCUCAAGCUCAGGCUGAAGCACUCGGCGUUCAAGCCGCACAGCAAGCUGCUGCAGGCCAUGGUGCUGCUCACGCUGGGGCAGGAGGCGGACGCCGGGAUGUGCCUGGACGCUCUGCGGGACGAGCGGGCAGCCCAGUACGUGCGCGGSAGCAGGCUGGGUCUGGCGCGGGGGGACGGGGGGGACCCGCAGCCGCCGGAGCUGGACGCGGCCGCCGCGGUGCUGCUGGCCCGGAUCUACUCGCUGCUGGCGGAGGAGAACCUGUGCGGGCGGGAAGCCAUGGUCCGGGCCUACGAGAGGGUCCUGGAGGCYGGCGGCGACCAGGAGCCGCCCGAGAGCGUCCUGGCCGAGGCCCGCGAGAAGUGCGGAGGCGCCCUGGGCUUCGYGGGCUCGGGCAGCCGCUUCCAGACGCUGCGCUCGGAGCCGGGGAUUGCCCAUCCCGCGGCGCGGAGCUCGCCCGUGCCCAUCGGCAGCGUGGCGGAGUCGUCGGGCCCGCGCACCCUGCGCUCCUCGGGCAGCCCGGCCUCCUUCAUCAGCCGCUUCGAGAUCAGCGCGUCGCCCACGCGCGGCGCCGACCAGCCCGUGGAAAGCAGCGACGCUCCGAGCACGCAUCCCGCCGAGCCGCACGCACCCGCGGCCCCGGAGCGGGAGGAUCCACCCGCAAGCGCCACCGGCUCCAGAGCCCGGCCCGGCCCCAUCCACACGUCUGCGGAGGGUGCUCAGGCCAGCACGUCCUCCCACGCUCYGUCUCCCACGCCAGCCUGCUCCCUUCCUCCUCAUCCCCCUUCCUUCUGCCCCGCUGCCCCCGACUUCGCGUGUCCCCCUUCCCUCCACGCGCCCUGCCCUGCUGCCGCCUCCCCCUCUGAACCGCAYGCAGAGCAGAGGAAGUUCUUCACCUUCGUGGUCCUGCACGCCAACAGCGACGCGGACACGGCCCUGCGCGUGAAGGAGCUGCUGGAAGGCAUGGGGGUCCCCGACGGCGCCACGUUCUGCGAGGACUUCCUUGCCGGCGGCCGCGGCCAGCUCUCCUGCUUCCAGGACGCCAUGGAAAACUCCGCUUUCACCAUCCUGCUGCUGACCAAGAACUUCCUCUGCCAGGUGUGCAUGUUCCAAACCAACUCGGCUCUCAUGGAGUCCAUCCUGARACCUUCCAAGCACAACUCGGUCAUCCCUUUUGUACCCAAGGAGAACCCCUUGGGAGAGAGCGAGAUUCCCAUCUUCCUGCGGGGGCUGGUGCCCUUGAACGAGAACUCGGCCGUGUUCCCCAGCAGGGUGAGGAACACCUUCACGCGCAGCAAGAUCAGCGAGCAGAAGGUGCUGUGGCAGCAGCGGCAGCAGGCGCGGGAGCAGCAGCGGCGGCUGCAGCUCUACCAGGAGCACUGGCAGACACUGAGGCACCUCUCUGCCCUCAACCUCGGCUCGCUCCCGCAGGCGCCGUGGCCGCCGCAGCCGGGGGACGCGCAGCAGGUCCUGGAGCGGCUCCUGGCCCUCUGGCCGGCCCCGGGGUGCCCGUUGCCCACGGCCGUGCCCGCUGCCGCCGGGGCCGCCCCGCCGGCUCCGUCCCCUUCGCGCCCGUUUUCCCUGCCGCCRGAGCUGCCCGGCGCGGGCGGCGGGCACCACCUCAUCAUCCAGAACGCGCGCAUGGUGCAGAUCGGGGACCACAACGUGAUGCGCGUGCGCGCGGCCCCCCGGGGCCCCGAGCACGGCGAAGACGACGGCGAGAAGCCCUGA
Messenger RNA from Nothoprocta perdicaria, 1812 nucleotides. It is a transcript of the gene TICAM1, whose product is annotated as toll like receptor adaptor molecule 1. The record is from RefSeq and is a predicted model, not a curated record. Gene Ontology annotation, biological process: positive regulation of natural killer cell activation; positive regulation of cytokine production involved in inflammatory response; response to exogenous dsRNA. Lineage: Eukaryota; Metazoa; Chordata; Aves; Tinamiformes; Tinamidae. Gene Ontology annotation, molecular function: protein kinase binding. The transcript has 2 exons. The coding region runs from base 1 to 1812 and encodes 603 amino acids.